This is a messenger RNA of Jaculus jaculus (lesser Egyptian jerboa), 2158 nucleotides long. It is a transcript of the gene Rab12, whose product is annotated as RAB12, member RAS oncogene family. NCBI's taxonomy places the organism in Eukaryota, Metazoa, Chordata, Mammalia, Rodentia, Dipodidae. Gene Ontology annotation, molecular function: GTPase activity; GTP binding. Gene Ontology annotation, cellular component: synaptic vesicle; plasma membrane; endosome. The transcript has 6 exons. Bases 1 to 1026 code for a protein of 341 amino acids. Gene Ontology annotation, biological process: Golgi vesicle fusion to target membrane; regulation of exocytosis; protein localization to plasma membrane. The record is from RefSeq and is a predicted model, not a curated record.
AUGCUGCUGCCGCUGCUGCGGAGUAGCUGCUUCCCUUCCUCCCCUCCCGGCGGCGGCGGCGGCGGCGGUGGCGGUGGCGGUGGCGGUGCGGACCGGGACGCGGGCAGCCCUCCGGCGACGCAGUUGCAGCGCGGAGUCCGCGGGCCGUCGUGGCCGUUCGAGUGGGUGAAGGACGUCGAGCCCGGGGUCGACCUUCGGUGUCAGGCCGAGCAGUCGCCUGGGCCCGGGCCCGGGGCCCGCAGCCGGGGGUCGGGCGACGGGCGGAGGGCCGCGCGCGAGCCGUAUGCGUGCAUGGAUCCCGGCGCCGCGCUGCACAGGCGGGCCGGGGGCGGCGGUGGCCUGGGCGCGGGCUCCCCGGCCUUGUCGGGUGGUCAAGGCCGUCGGAGGAAGCAGCCCCCCAGGCCGGCCGACUUCAAGCUGCAGGUCAUCAUCAUCGGUUCCCGCGGCGUGGGCAAGACCAGCCUGAUGGAGCGCUUCACCGACGACACCUUCUGCGAGGCCUGCAAGUCCACCGUGGGUGUUGACUUCAAAAUCAAGACAGUAGAGCUAAGAGGAAAGAAGAUUAGAUUACAGAUCUGGGACACAGCAGGUCAGGAGAGAUUCAACAGCAUUACCUCAGCUUAUUACAGAAGUGCCAAGGGGAUCAUCUUAGUGUACGAUAUCACUAAGAAGGAGACGUUUGAUGAUUUGCCAAAAUGGAUGAAGAUGAUUGAUAAGUAUGCUUCAGAAGAUGCAGAGCUUCUCUUAGUUGGGAAUAAGCUGGACUGUGAAACAGACAGAGAAAUCACCAGGCAGCAAGGAGAAAAGUUUGCACAGCAGAUAACUGGGAUGCGGUUCUGUGAAGCCAGUGCCAAGGACAACUUCAAUGUGGAUGAAAUAUUUCUGAAACUCGUCGAUGACAUUCUUAAAAAGAUGCCUCUGGAUAUUUUAAGGAACGAGUUGUCCAAUAGCAUUCUCUCAUUACAACCCGAGCCCGAGAUUCCACCAGAGCUGCCUCCACCGAGACCACACGUCCGAUGCUGUUGAUUUGCUACUUUGGAGACAAAGUGCAAAUACUUCCUAGGAAGGGGAGAAACAUUCUAUUCUGCACUACAAUCAUUUUGACAGUUUCCUUUCGCACUUUGUAAUCCAAGUCAGAGCUAUACACUAACUUGUAAAUAUGCAAAUAUGCAAUCUGGGUAAGUUUGGGUUAUAAAUUACCUAUUUCCCUCAAAAUUAUACUUCCUGUAUUGCCCCAGUGUCUAGUGUACACAUACUGGGAAACGUAGUACUUCUAAUAUGAAGAAUGGGAUUGAUGAGGUCUUCUUUCAUAACAUAAUUGUCCUUGUUUGUGAUACUCUGAGGACAGAAGAUAUUCUGCUAAGAGAAUGUGGUGCUUUGCUUACUGGUUAAAAGGAGGAUUAUAAAGUUAGAGAUUUUUUUUGUAAAAGAAGGCUUUUUCCUUAUAUACCAGACUUUUGACAGCUAUAGCAUCUUAAAGUAUUGGAGCGUUUCUGCCACCGAGCAGGGCUCCAUCCUUAGCCGCCUGUGAAGGUUAUUUAUUCAUGUUGGGUAACAAGAGGGUACUCCUAGCUAGUGGGAGGGUUUAACUUGCUUCUGAAGCUGCAGACUCUCCCGUGGGUGUCCUGAUGGGUGUGACCUGUCCCCUAAGGAAUGAUUCAUUGAGGAAAAGAAAGACCUGCUGUGCUGGGGAUAUAUAGCUCAGUGUCGGGGCAUUUACCCAGCAUGUGUGGGUCUCUGGGUUCACCCCCAGCAGCACAAAAAGAUUUUUAAAAGAGCAGUUUUGAAACUGUGGGGAAAGAUUUUAGUGCCACACUGCUGUCCUACACAAAUCCUAUUUAAAGGAGUUUUACAUCAUUGAAGAACAUACAUGUGUUUACCCUGAGCAUUCUGUCUCUUUGUAAUGAUGAAACUGUCCCCUUUAUGGUGAAGCUUACUCCUAUAAAGCCUAGACUGUGUUCCUUCUUUUUUGGGUCUGAUAAUGGAUUUGUGAACUUUUAUCUUUGGUAUAUCUUUUAUUAAACUGCACUGUUUUGUUUAGUCACGGUAAAUAAGUAAGUAUGUAUUUGAAUAACGGCGUGUUCUGUGUGUUGUGGUAUGAGGAGCAUCCUGGUCUUUCUACACUAAUGAAGUGCAAAUAAAAUUUUGUAUUUAUGAA